Messenger RNA from Meloidogyne enterolobii, 399 nucleotides. The record is from the annotation of a GenBank genome assembly. Lineage: Eukaryota; Metazoa; Nematoda; Chromadorea; Rhabditida; Meloidogynidae.
UUUAUGUUAGUUGAAGCAGCUGCAUAUAUUUGCAAUAUAGGCAAUGACAAAACUGAAAAAGAUGGAAUCGACUGUCGCCAAAAACAUAAAAAUGAUUGGGAUAAAUGGUAUCCUUGGCAAAAAUCCCUCAAUAAGAUUGCAGAAGAACCUAUUAAUGACGAAUUACAUCAUUUACUAAAGUCUAAAACUCGCAAACUUGUUAAAGAGGCAAUUAUUGAAGAAAAUAAACGUUUAAUUUCUAAAAAUGUUCAUGAAGCCGUAAAAGAGGCUGUAAAUUUGCAACAAAUUGAAGGGCGUAAACAAAAAGAAAAAAUGAAGAAGAAAAAUAAGAAAAGUGGAGUUGGAGAUGAAGUUAAUAAAAAAGUAUUUAUAAAUGUAAAAUUAUUGGAUGAGGAUUGA